AUGUCGCGCGCGCGGGCGCUCGCGCGCGCGGCGGCGACGACGGUGGGGACGGCGCGCGCGGUGGUGGACGCGCGCGGCGCGCGGUGGAUGACGCGCGCGUCUGGGGCGACGCGAGCGCCGAAGAGAGACGACGACGCCGGUGAAACGAACGCGACGAGCGACGCCGGGAACGCUCGACGCGGCGCCGAGGGGGAUGGACGCGAGGGCGAGACGCCGUCGACGUCGUCGUCCGCGAUGGUGGUGUCCACGGCGGUGGCGAGCGUGUGCCUGACGAGCGCGACGCUCAUGGCGGGACACGCGUGCGCGUCGCCGGUGCUUCCGAUGUUGGCGCGCGACUUUGGGGCGAACGCGACGGAGAUCGGGGCGGUGAUGAGCGCGUUCGCGGGUGGGAGGUUGUUGUUUAAUCUACCGUGCGGGUGGUUCGCGGAUAAGUACGGACGACGGCCGCUGAUGAUUGCGGGACCGGCGGUGUCGACGGCGGGCAUGGUGUGGAGUUAUCUGAGCGGGGGGUUGGGCGAGCUCUUGAUGUCGCGAACGGUGGCGGGCAUCGGGAGCUCAAUGUACAUGAGUGGGGCGACGGCGAUGUUGGCGGAUCUCUCGACGAGGGACACACGGGCGAGGAUAUUAGGGGCGAACCAAGCGGCGGUUCUCGCCGGCGCGGCGGCGGGACCCGCCAUCGGUGGCGCCAUCGCCGGGGCGGAAGGAAUGUCCAUUAGAUCACCGUUUCUUGCCGUUGGAACGCUGAGUUCGUUCGCGUCGAUGUACAGCCUGAUGCGGGUAACGGAGACGCGACCGGCGGAGAUGAAGGCGGAUUUUGCGCCGAGCAAGCACUGGUACUGCGACGGACAUCCAAUCGAGGACACGAAGAUGUGCGUGGAACUCGAUGGUGAGGGUAAAUCCGUCGUGCAUCGAGACGGUCAUACGUACGAAUUGAUAGAAACGUCCACGCCGUCUCCGGCGUUGGAUGCAGACACGGCGCAAGACGCGGCGAUGGGUCGUCUCGUCAAGUCACCGGAUUUCUGGGCUGUGUGUGGGUUGAAUUCGGCGCUCUUCUUCUCCGGAGCUGGCGGUCGCGGGACGUUGCUUCCAAUCUUAGCCUAUCAAACGUUUGGUUUCACACCCGAAUCCCUGGGCGCGCUCUUCAGUGCGAUGGCAGUGACGAGCUUGCUCGGUCUCGGACCAGCAAGCGCGAUUACUGACGCUGUCGGUCGCAAGGCGGUCAUCGCCCCGUGCGUCGUCGCCUCCGCCGCUUCGGUCGCACUCAUGGGUAGCACCGCAGAUGCAACGACGUUUACGAUUGCCUCCAUCCUGUGGGCCGCCGCGGGGAGCUUGAUGGGAACCGCUCCUGCGGCGUAUGCCGCGGACAUCUCGCCGAAGAAUAUUCGCGGGAGCGCUCUAGCUAUGUAUAGAACGUGUGGUGACGUGGGUUUACUCCUCGGCCCGCUCGCUCUCGGCGCGCUCGCGGAUGAGGUGGGCAUAUCCGCCGCGCUCGGCGUGAACGCCGCGCUUUUGACCGUCUCCGGAGCCGCGUUCCAUUUCACCGCUCGGGAGAUUCGUCGCAAAGCGAAAGUUGAGGCGAAAAAGCUCUGA
Molecule: messenger RNA, 1590 nt
Organism: Ostreococcus tauri
Lineage: Eukaryota; Viridiplantae; Chlorophyta; Mamiellophyceae; Mamiellales; Bathycoccaceae
Product: Major facilitator superfamily domain, general substrate transporter
Exons: 1
Coding region: 1-1590 (529 amino acids)
Biological process (GO): transmembrane transport
Molecular function (GO): transmembrane transporter activity
Source: RefSeq, a predicted model, not a curated record